CUCUUCACCCCUGACAUGGCUUUUGAGACCAUUGUGAAGAAGCAGGUCAAGAAGAUCAAAGAGCCCUGCCUGAAAUGUGUGGACAUGGUCAUUUCGGAAUUAAUCAAUACGGUUAGACAGUGCACCAAGAAGCUAAGCCAAUACCCUCACCUGCGGGAGGAGAUGGAGCGGAUCGUGACCACUUACAUCCGGGACAGAGAAGGAAAGACCAAAGACCAGGUCAUGCUUCUGAUAGACAUUGAGUUGUCCUACAUGAACACCAACCAUGAAGACUUCAUUGGAUUUGCCAAUGCUCAGCAAAGGAGCAGCCAAAUGAGUAAGAAAAAAACAGCCGGGAAUCAGGAUGAGAUCCUGGUGAUCCGCAAGGGUUGGCUCACGAUCAACAAUAUCGGCAUCAUGAAGGGCGGCUCAAAAGAAUACUGGUUUGUCCUGACUGCGGAGAAUCUCUCGUGGUAUAAAGACGAUGAGGAGAAAGAGAAGAAGUACAUGCUGCCGGUGGACAACUUGAAGGUGCGAGAUAUCGAGAAAGGCUUCAUGUCCAGCAAGUACAUUUUUGCGCUGUUCAACACGGAGCAAAGGAACGUUUACAAAGAUUAUCGUCAACUGGAGCUGGCGUGCGAAACCCAGGAGGAGGUAGACAGUUGGAAGGCCUCCUUCCUGCGGGCUGGAGUUUAUCCAGAACGUGUUGGGGACAAAGAUAAAGGUGGGGAGUCAGAAGAGAACGGCUCGGACAGCUUAAUGCAUUCAAUGGAUCCCCAGUUGGAGAGGCAAGUGGAAACGAUCCGGAACCUUGUUGAUUCCUACAUGGCCAUCGUCAACAAGACCAUUCGUGACCUCAUGCCCAAGACAAUCAUGCACCUUAUGAUAAACAAUACCAAGGAGUUCAUCCACUCCGAGCUGCUCGCCAACCUCUACUCCUGUGGUGACCAGAACACCCUCAUGGAAGAGUCGGCCGAACAAGCCCAGCGACGUGACGAGAUGCUGCGCAUGUAUCACGCCCUGAGAGAGGCCCUUAACAUCAUCGGGGACAUCAACACCACCACCAUCAGCACCCCGCUGCCUCCGCCGGUGGACGACUCUUGGCUGCAGGUGCAGAACAUACCGUCCGGACGCAGGUCUCCCACCUCCAGCCCCACGCCACAGAGGAGAGCACCGGCAGUCCCACCCACCAGACCUGGAUCACGAGGACCAGCUCCUGGACCUCCGCCUGUUGGUGGACCCAGCCUCGGUGGUGCUCCCCCUGUGCCUUCCAGGCCGGGGGCCUCUCCUGAUCCUUUUGGGCCUCCCCCACAAGUCCCCUCGCGGCCCAACCGUGCGCCUCCGGGGGUCCCAAGAAUCACUAUCACUGACCCUUGAGGACUGGCCGAGACCGGUACGUUCUUCGCUGUAUUCACCCCGGCCUCCGCUGAUGCACGAGUCGGUGUGGUUUAACCGUUCUGUCUCCUCGUCCCAUUGCCUCUCCAUCUCGUUCCCUCUCACCCUUCUGCCACUCGCCUCUCCUAGACCAGUAUGGGGGUCUGUCCGGGAUGCGUCGUGUAUUUCUGCUUAGAGUUGCGUGAACGUGUUCCUCUCCUGGACAUUUUCAGAUUGCCAAGUCCUUGCCCAAUCUU
Molecule: messenger RNA, 1610 nt
Organism: Protobothrops mucrosquamatus (brown spotted pit viper)
Lineage: Eukaryota; Metazoa; Chordata; Lepidosauria; Squamata; Viperidae
Product: dynamin-1-like
Exons: 13
Coding region: 16-1356 (446 amino acids)
Cellular component (GO): membrane; cytoplasm; microtubule
Molecular function (GO): GTP binding; GTPase activity; microtubule binding
Source: RefSeq, a predicted model, not a curated record